Molecule: messenger RNA, 4201 nt
Organism: Chiloscyllium plagiosum (whitespotted bambooshark)
Lineage: Eukaryota; Metazoa; Chordata; Chondrichthyes; Orectolobiformes; Hemiscylliidae
Product: palmitoyltransferase ZDHHC3
Molecular function (GO): palmitoyltransferase activity
Source: RefSeq, a predicted model, not a curated record
UUCCCGAGGGGUAGCUGGCGGCGGCGGUGGUGUGGAUGAGGAGAGCAGUGAGAGCCGCACGGAGCGCGGGGGGGGAUGGUGUGUGAGCGUCUCCACGGGACCUGCUGGAGUUUCCUCCCGUCACACCCUUCCCCCCCUCCUCCCCCCCUCCCUCUCUCUGGGCCUGACUCUCGGUGUUCAUGAAGCCUGAGGCUGGGACUGGCGGCGGCUCCUCCCCAGUGUCCGCCUGAGGGUCCUCCCUCCCUCCGGUUGACUGCCUGCUGUGUGUGUGUGUGUGGGGGGGGAGGAAGGAUCCGCCCAAGGGGAGCAACCGGGUUUUUUAACGGGUUUAAUUAUGGACUACUUAUUAGAUCAUGUCAUCCACUAAUCGAAGCAGGGAUAUUGAGCGGCGAGCUGAGUACCUGCAAGCUGACCAGUGUUUGCCACCUUCCAGUGAUAACUCCAUGGAUAGGAUCUGGUUCAUCAAAGAUGGCUGUGGUCUGGCCUGUGCCAUCGUGACCUGGAUGCUGAUUUUCUACGCAGAGUUUGUUGUUAUUUUUGUCAUGCUAGUUCCAGCAAAAGACUUGUUGUACAGUAUCAUUAAUGGAAUUAUCUUCAAUACACUAGCUUUCCUCGCUUUGGCUUCUCACUCCCGAGCAAUGCUGACGGAUCCUGGUGCAGUACCAAAGGGGAAUGCCACUAAAGAGUUCAUUGAAAGUUUACAGUUGAAGCCGGGCCAAGUGGUAUACAAAUGCCCCAAGUGCUGCAGCAUCAAGCCAGAGCGAGCACAUCAUUGCAGUGUAUGCAAGAGAUGUAUUCGAAAGAUGGAUCACCACUGCCCAUGGGUUAACAACUGUGUGGGAGAGAAUAACCAGAAAUACUUUGUGUUGUUUACAAUGUACAUAGCUUUGAUAUCACUACAUGCCCUUAUCAUGGUUUGCUUUCACUUUCUGUAUUGCUUUGAAGAAGAGUGGACAAAAUGCAGCUCAUUCUCGCCACCAUCCACAGUGAUACUUCUCAUUCUACUGUGCUUUGAGGGUCUUCUGUUCCUUAUUUUCACAGCCGUCAUGUUUGGCACCCAAGUACAUUCUAUCUGCUCAGAUGAAACGGGAAUAGAGCAGUUGAAAAAGGAAGAGAGAAGAUGGGCUAAAAAAACAAAAUGGAUGAAUAUGAAAGCUGUGUUCGGUCAUCCAUUUUCAAUAGAAUGGCUCAGUCCAUUCGCAACUCCAGAUCAAGGGAAGGUAGACCCGUACCAGUAUGUGGUCUGAGUCAUCCUAGGCCAGCAAUCCAAUUCAAACUGGUUACUUAAUAACUAUUUUCACAAGUACCAGUCAUAACUUACUAUAUAAGUUAUUUACAAGCGACUGUAUCCUUCCUGAUCCAAGUGUUUUUUUAGAAGCAUGGAUGAUGAAAAAGGUGCACGCCAUGGUUCGACUUUAUUCCAGCAGUCUUUGAUCCAUGAAAAUAAUAAGACAGUAAAAUGUCAAACUUCCUUUUCUCCGACACUGGGAUAUUGUAUGAUACAAGCAGGCUUCUAAAGUCUGCAGUUUGAGCUGUAAAAUUGAAAUAAAGGAAGCUGAAGUAAAUCAAGUGAUUGAAAGUACUGUUAAGGAUCAGGCAUCCUUCUGAAACUUCAGGAUAUAUAAUAGGGUCUGGAUUAAUUCUUUAGACUUGAUUUGCCUUUAUUGAUUUAUACCUAAACGUUCUGUAGCAGUUACAGUUCUGAAGUAUAAGCUGCCUUUAUUAACCUGGUAUUACAGUAAUUAUUGAGUGCUAUGGGGUGUUGCUAAGGUGUGCAAAUGCUAAUCACAGAUGAGAUGAAACUGCUUGCUUAAAUUUUCUGUCCCUACUUUGUAGCCUUCAAAAUGCUGACUUCCUGAUCUUACUCUGUCCUGUAUUUGCUCUUGUGUGAAUAAUUUACACUCUGGUUCACUUGAUCCAUAGUGGGAGAGUGGUGUGCCCUGGCCUUGCCCCCUCAGUGUUGGUCUUGUGCGAUCCACGUUAUACCAAAGAAGCAGAUGACCCUCCUUGUUAGGAAAUCACUUGGCCUUUUAAACUGACCGUUACUAAACAAAUCCUGUAAAAUGAAGAUUGAUAAUCAAGGUUAUGGAAAGAGCUUUUAAUGCAAUGGUGUAUCCACUGAUAUUGGUUCACACCUGAUGGCAUUGCUCUUCCUCCACUUCUUUUCAUGGUGUACAUGUUUGUGACAAAGGAUUUCAUCUAAUUUAUGUGGCCAUCCAGUUUUGUGAUGUGCCAAAAUCAUUGUUACGUGGACUGUCAACAUGAUACAAUUUCUUUUGCAUCUUUUAAAAUUACUUUUUUCGGAUGUUAAUUUUUAUAACUCUUGUCUGACCCAUCUCCAUUUUCCUUGUCCUUAGCAUGUUAAGUCAACAUAACAAUGAAUAUGCUAAGAACUUUAGUUAUUAAUCCUACAAGCUUGUCCAUAAUGUUAAACUAUUAUUGCUUGAUGUUGUCCUGUAUAAAUUUAUUCAUCCCUAAUAUUUGCAGUUUUCAGCAGACAGAGUAAAUUCAGUCUUCCAAACACUGUAGGCAAAAUGGCUUUUUUAUACACAUUCAGAAGUUACAUUUAAAAGCAUGACAUUUUUAAAAAAUCUUUUUAAAGAAAAAUUCCGUCUAUUACCUCAUUUAUUUUUAAACAUUGUUGUGGAUUUUUUUCAAUGUUUUUCCAAGCUGUCAUUUCUUUCCUUAAAUUGGAACAGGAAUAGGCAAAUCAGUUGCUCAGGACUGUCCCGCCAUUCAUGUACCUUACCCAACAAGAAUAUAUAGAUUUGUCUUUUUACAGCUUAAAUUGAACCAGUGUCCAUGAUGUGCUAAUGUGAUGAAAACAUUGCUUCUUGUCAUAUCAGUCCACAAGUACAACUUUAAAACUGAGAACUGGGAUUGAAGUGAAGUGAUUCCUAGGGCUUGGUGUUGACUUUGUUCCUGACCAACCCUACCAAACAGCAAGUUUUUAUAGCCAUUCUGUGGCAAUGCUCCCAUGUUCACAAUCUAUUCGUGCCAUAAACAGAGGGCUUUAUUCAGAAUAGGCUAAUGUUAGGGCUAGAUCAAAUUUUGUUCAAGAUUCUGUUUUGUCUUUUUAAUUAUUUGCAUUCCCAAAUGUUUAUUUUGAAGUUGUUAAUUCUUGAUGCAUUUAGUCAAGUUUAUAGACAUGCAUGGGUACAUACAAAAUGGCCACAAAAAAGAUUGAAAUUGCAUCUUUAAAUCUCCAUCAGCUCAAUCCAAUGGCUGUGUCUAAAUGUAUUGAAGACCUCUUCUUACUGAAACUCCAGUUAAGUGUUGGUCAGUUUCAGCCAUGGUGGUUUCUGAAGCUCCCAGAAUAGAAAACCGGAAAAUCCUCUUUUUUUUUUUGUUGAGCACUGCAAUGUAGUCCGUACAUUGGAUAGUGUAGUGAUGCACUCUAGACCCAUUUUAAAAACUGUUACUUGCUGAAGGUUCUGUCAGGGCAGGUAGUACAUGAACAAUUGUACCCUAGCAUAUAUAUAUACCUCGUAAAAGUAGUAGACUGUAGUUUGAGGACUGCUAGUAUGAAGUUUUUGUUUUAAAACAGGCCAGAAUUAGAGGAGUACCUCAAUAAAUAUCAUCGUUAUUGUCUUUGUAUAUCGUGGGAUUUUGGAGAUAUUGUCUUCUAAUAAAUGCAAGAAGAUUUGAAUUAAUACACGUGCACAUUUGAGUUUUUUUAAAAUUCACGACCCAACAUGUUGGAUGCUUUUAAGAGUUGAGCAGUUCUAAAAUUGGAUUGUAACUUUGAUGUGGGAAUAGAACUUAACUAAACAAAUUGAGCUUUUGUUUAAAAAAUUUUAAAAUUGCUGUGAAAAGAAGACAUCUCCUGCAAUGCUGGAAUCCAGAAAAUGAAUAUUCGUGUAUUACUUGGGCCAUCCGAGGCAUUACUUAAAAUCAAGUCAACAAAACUCAAGGUUUUAGUCUUGCAUUAAAGCUGCCAAUUGAAUUUGCUUUGCAGAAAUAAUAUAUAACUGAUUUAAAUGUUUUGUUAUAUAACAGCAUUGCCAAAAAUGCAAUUAGAUCAUUAUUUCUGAAUCUUGUGACCUCUGUAUAUUUGGGAGAAAACAAAACUACAUCUGAAGAAUACAUUUAACAUGGGGCUUGGGAUUUUUGUGUUUGUCUAAUUGUUUGCUUCAGAUGCAAUCUGAAUACUGUGUGAGUUGGGUGCUAUUACUGAAUAAAUAAAACAUUUUACAAAUAA